AUGGACGACACUGACGUGUACGAGGGAGAGCGCAGUCACAUGCACCGCAUCACUGCGGCCAUCAUGGAGGACACGGAGAACUUUGUGCUCACCUGGGCCCUGUACCUGCCCUUCAUGAAGAAGCUGGUGUACCUUGCUUAUGAGGCCUUUGGAAAGUACACGCUCAGCAUUGCUCAGCACCUCAACCGCUGCAUUGAGGACUACUAUGAAAAGCAGAAAAAGAGCAGCGGAAAGGUGGAACUUAACAUUGAAAAGAAGGAAAACAUUCUCGACUUUAUGCUCGAGCAAAAGGCGCUGGGUAAUCUCAAUGAAAAUGAAGUGAUGGGUAACGCCAUUACGAUACUCGUCGCCGGUUAUGACACGACUGCAACUGGUCUCACCUACACCCUUUACCUGCUUGCAAAGCACCAGGACAUUCAAGAGGAGCUUCGUGCUGAGGUUCUGGCGACUCCACAGGAGUACGAUGCCGACGGGCUAGAGAACCACUGUACCUUUGAUGAUAACCGUUGUGAGCUGCUGGAUCGCGUCUGGUUCGAGUCACUUCGCCUUUACCCGCCGGUGGUGACCUUUGUCACGCGAGAGCUGGACGACAAUCUGGAAGAGGACGGCGUAGUGCUGACAAAAUCAGGCGUCAAGGUGACCAAAGAGAUGACAGUUCAAGUGCCCGUCUGGACAAUUCACCACGAUGAGCAGUACUGGCCAGAACCGAAUCGAUUCAAUCCACGCCGAGAGGGACUGCCCAUUCCCGGUGCUCCGGCUAAAGAG
Messenger RNA from Rhagoletis zephyria (snowberry fruit fly), 765 nucleotides. The record is from RefSeq and is a predicted model, not a curated record. NCBI's taxonomy places the organism in Eukaryota, Metazoa, Arthropoda, Insecta, Diptera, Tephritidae.